AUGAAUCGGCCCAUUUGUCAUCGCGCACCUCAACUCCACUCGAUUGCUCGAACCUCCCUCGCAAUCCGGCCUCGUUCGCCAUUGUCCAUCACUGCUCCCAGCUAUCCCGUCUGCAGCAUCUCUCGACCGCUGGCACCACAGUCCGCUGCGCAACCGUCUCUCGUAAUUCACCAGACGCCUCGCGCAUUCUCAAUUAUGGCUUCUGCAACUAGCUUCUACGACUUCAAGCCGCUCGACAAGCGCGGCCAGGAGGUCCCUCUCGCUGACUACAAGGGCAAGGUCGUCCUCAUCGUCAAUACCGCCUCCAAGUGCGGCUUCACUCCUCAGUACGAAGGCCUCGAAAAGAUUUACAAGUCCAUCAAGGACAAGUACCCUGAUGACUUCACCAUCCUUGGCUUCCCCUGCAACCAGUUUGGUGGCCAGGAGCCCGGCACCAAUGAUGAGAUUCAGAAGUUUUGCCUCGUCAACUAUGGCGUCAGCUUCCCCAUCAUGCAGAAGAUUGAUGUCAAUGGCGACAAGGCCAGCGACUUGUACGAGUGGCUCAAGGCCGAGAAACCCGGUUUGAUGGGCCUCAAGCGCAUCAAGUGGAAUUUCGAGAAGUUCCUAGUUGGUCGCGAUGGCAAGGUCAAGGGUCGCUGGGCUAGUACUACCAAGCCCGAGUCACUCGAGAAGCCCAUUCUCGACGAGUUGGAGAAGUCGGCAGGACCGGCAAACUGA
Metarhizium acridum CQMa 102 is the source of this 717-nucleotide messenger RNA. It is a transcript of the gene GPX2, whose product is annotated as Glutathione peroxidase 2. Gene Ontology annotation, molecular function: glutathione peroxidase activity. Gene Ontology annotation, biological process: cellular response to oxidative stress. Lineage: Eukaryota; Fungi; Ascomycota; Sordariomycetes; Hypocreales; Clavicipitaceae. The record is from RefSeq and is a predicted model, not a curated record.